Molecule: messenger RNA, 1771 nt
Organism: Sus scrofa (pig)
Lineage: Eukaryota; Metazoa; Chordata; Mammalia; Artiodactyla; Suidae
Gene: PHF11
Product: PHD finger protein 11
Cellular component (GO): nucleus
Source: RefSeq, a predicted model, not a curated record
AAGUUGCGAGUUCCCGUUUGAAAACCCUACCAGCAAACCCUUUGCGUCGCUUCCUGCGGGACUUUCCCCGGGCAGCGGAAAUAAAUCAGCACGAAUUUCGAAUCUCACCAAAAGGAACUUCCGUCGGCGCGGGCGCAGGGCGCAGCCAUGGACGCGGCUUGGCCCUCCGAUCCCAAGGCGGCCCGGGCCGGCCGGUGCGCGGCCGAGGACGGGGUCCCGCUCCCGACUGGUGUCUUUCACGUCGCAGAGAAAUUGCAAAAAAGGACAUGUGCGCUCUGCCCCGAAGACCUUGACUAUAGCGUCCUGUACUUUUCACAGUCGGAGGACCUAGCUGCUCAUGAAAACUGUUUGCUGUAUUCUUCAGGACUUGUGGAAUGUGAGAGUGACAAUCCAAGUGACCACGAGAGAAAUUUUGACGUGGAAUCAGUAAAGAAAGAAAUCAAGAGAGGAAGGAAGUUGAAAUGCACAUUUUGCGGUAAAAAGGGAGCCACCGUGGGAUGUGAUUUAAAAUCCUGCUUGAAGAAUUACCACUUUUUCUGUGCCAAGAAAGACCACGCAGUUCUACAAACUGAUAAACUUCAAGGAACUUAUAGAGUGUUUUGCACACACCAUGCUGGAACGCAAAAGGCUGGACCUGAAAAUGGACCAAGAAAAAGAGGGAGGAAAAGACUUUCCUCAACAGGCAAUCAUGCACAGCCAUCUGAAAGUAUGGCAUUGAAUAGACCAGAUGUGCUUCUGAAAGUUGCUUUUCUUAAGCAAUGUAAAGAAGCAGGACUUCUUGAUGCUUUAUUUCAAGAAAUUCUAGACAAAUUUGCUUGGAUUCAACACAGACUCAUGGGUGAACCCACUUCAGAAUCAGAGAUAGAGAAUAAAAUCCAUCAAUCUGAACAAAGGAGGCAGCAGCUGGACAAAGAGAUUAAGCUACUUCAGGACAUAAAGGACACCCUGGGCUCCCUCUUUCCAUCAAGUUCUCCUUCGAAUUCUUCUCUGUCUUCUUAAGAAUAACCGUUUCCUAAACCAGGAAUCAAGCCGUCAGGCUGAAUGCUGGAGACGGGCCUGGGAAAGCCACACAUCUUUAGGACCAGGCCUGCCCUGUCUCUCUGGGCCUCAAAGUCGGAUCCUCAUAGCUCCUACCUCUUCUUGCUGAUGGGCCUCUCAUGCCUGUCUCCUGCCACUGCCGCCUCCUGUCACCACCUUACUGCUACCUCUCCCCUCCAAUGAAAUACUUCUCAGCUUCUACAUGAGUAAAUUGGAUCAUGCCUCCCAUGGCUCUGAAAAUGCUUCGGUGGCCACCCCCCCCUCGCCUGGUCCUUCCAGCUCAGUGGAUUCCAGUGACACCAGGCACUCCUGCCCCCAGGGCCUCUGCAUAUCCUGCCGCGAAGCCUUCACUGCUCUAGCACCUCCUCUGCCUGCUCCGCCCACAGAUCUCCUCAUACCAGUUCUCCCAUUUAUUCCAUCUGAGUACUUUCUGCCCCGCCCCUUAGUGAGACCCACUGUAUCAUACAUCAGACCACUGGAGUACGAGCCGUCUGAGGGCAGAGGCUCACUCUUCCUGUGUUUUCCUAUCACAUUCCCAGCAGCUAGCAUGGUCACUGUGUUGAAUAAACAUAUAAAUUGUUUUUAUCUUUUGAGACUAGUUCCAGCCCCUAAUGCCUCAUAUAUAUAAUAAAUUUAAUACCUAUACCAAAUGCACCUGUGUGCUUUUUAAAUUUCUCUUCAGCUACAGUCACCACAUGGGCAUUACAACAUCUUCAAAAUAAACAUUUAAAAC